GCAGUCAGCAUUCAGCGAGUCGCAACCCUCCAUAUAGCACACUUCUCUCUCGGUACAACUCAGAAACUAACAGGCCGAAUACGUACCCUCUCCGAUGUCAUCCCACCGCCUUUUCCGCUUCCCCAAGCCCGCGUGGCUCAACAGCGCGAAUGCCCGAACCGCGGGCGUCUAUGCCGCUGGUGUACUCUUCGGCCUCGGUUUCUACACCCUAAUCGACAUAGCCGUGUGGUCCAAAUCCGCCAUGAACCCGUCCGACCCCCCCGUCCACAUCACCUUCGUCGACUGGAUCCCUGGAAUCUGCUCGGCGCUCGGCAUGCUCGUCAUCAACAGCAUCGACAAGUCCCGCCUGUCCGCAGACAGCUUCUCGUAUUCUGGGAAUGGGGUUGCGUGGAAGGCGAGGCUGGUGCUGUUUCUGGGUUUCGCGCUUUUGGCGGGAGGGUUGGCGGGGAGUGUCACGGUGCUCGUGUUGAAGUAUCUGGUUAGGGAGUAUACCUGGCCGACGAUUUGGUUGGGGAUUGGGAAUGUGGUGGCGAAUGGGUUGGUGAUGUUGAGUUCCGCGGUGCUUUGGGUGGCGCAGAAUAUGGAGGAUGAAUAUACGUAUAACCUUGCGUUGUGAGAGGAGAGGUGGCAGCAUGAUUGCGUCUUUCUGGGAGAGAUGGCAAUGCCGUUCACGGGGUUUUCCUUUGUGUCUUGGGUCCGACGGCGUGUUCUAUAUAUCCUUGUUUAUGGGACUUGUAGUAUUAGAUAGCUGGGCGUACUGGAUCGGAUGGUGAUUAACAGCAAAUUCACUAGUACAUCAC
Westerdykella ornata is the source of this 800-nucleotide messenger RNA. Its product is annotated as UPF0220-domain-containing protein. The coding region runs from base 95 to 616 and encodes 173 amino acids. Gene Ontology annotation, cellular component: Vps55/Vps68 complex; fungal-type vacuole membrane. Gene Ontology annotation, biological process: protein targeting to vacuole; late endosome to vacuole transport via multivesicular body sorting pathway. Lineage: Eukaryota; Fungi; Ascomycota; Dothideomycetes; Pleosporales; Sporormiaceae. The transcript is spliced from 3 exons. The record is from RefSeq and is a predicted model, not a curated record.